Messenger RNA from Cottoperca gobio, 3002 nucleotides. It is a transcript of the gene mcm10, whose product is annotated as minichromosome maintenance 10 replication initiation factor. The record is from RefSeq and is a predicted model, not a curated record. Gene Ontology annotation, biological process: DNA replication initiation; DNA replication. The coding region runs from base 239 to 2860 and encodes 873 amino acids. The transcript is spliced from 18 exons. Gene Ontology annotation, cellular component: nuclear replication fork; nucleus. NCBI's taxonomy places the organism in Eukaryota, Metazoa, Chordata, Actinopteri, Perciformes, Bovichtidae. Gene Ontology annotation, molecular function: DNA replication origin binding; single-stranded DNA binding.
GGGUCCUUCGGUUGGCGCCAGUUUAGAGUUCUUCUUCGCGCUGAGGCUGCAGGGUGUAAACAACACGAAGUUACCGUGUCCCUUGUGUCUAUAUAUUAUAUAUGAUCUAUAUGUGUAAUAUAACAUGUACACAGCUACACGUAGGGCUCACUGCGGGUAAAUACACACAAAGCCGGAAGCAGCAGAACAAGAGGUCACCAGAUCAUCUGAAGUCAGCCCCACCAUUAACAUCCCCAACAUGGACAGUGAGGAUGAUCUGGACAUCCUGACGGCACUGCUGGCUGAGAGCGAGGGAGUUGGAGGAGAAGAGGGCCGUCAAGAGCAGGCAGACGACUUGGACGGCCUGUUUGACGCCGACGAUGAGGACAAUGAAGAGUACAACGAGGGCAUCGAGGAGGAAGGGAGAAAUGUGCAGACGGAAGACGUAGUGUCUGAUCUCUCUGGAGAUGUGGAUGAAGAGAAAGACGCUAAAAGAAGUGAGAGCCUGGACAGGUCCAAGGAAAAUUUACAAGAGGAGCUGAGGCACAUGCAGGAGCAGAUGCAGAGGUUGCAGCAGCAGCUGGAAGCAAGCCAGAAGCUUCCAACCUCAUCUACCACUCCAGUUAGGACUGAAGGGAGCUCAGCUGGUCCCAAACCAAUAACCUCCACACUGACCCAGGCCAAACCGGCCUCCAUCACACAUAAGACUGAGACACGAGCAGCAGCAACCUCUUCACCCACUCCAGUCAGAGCAGGAGGUCUGAAGCUCCAGGAGUCCUCUGUCUUCUGUGAUGAGCUGAACAAUGCUCACUCCUUCAAACGCAAACCCAGGGUAGCUCACCCUCCCAAAGACAGCACAUCACCAGAAGACAGAGGUCCACUGGUGGAGAUAAAGCUUGGUAGCUCCUUCCAGCCAGCAGCGAUCACCAGCGAGCUCUUCAGUCCUUUGCAUUCACCUGCAGCCUCUCGGAGCACACCUGCCCCAGCUGCAGCCUCUCGGAGCACACCUGCCCCAGCUGCAUCCUCUCUUCCUCCGCUUCCUAAAGAUGUGGCUGUUGAGAAAUACUCAGGCCUCCGUCUCAGAAAGCCGCGCGUUUCCUCCAGUGAGAUGGACCGCAAGAUGGCCGACCGCCGUCUGCUCCGUCUGUCGCAGGUGCCGGAGCGUUUGGCUCGGGAGAAGCUUGAGGAGAGCAACUGGGUGACUUUCGGUGUGCUGGUCAACAAGGUCACACCACAAAGCAACAGCAGCGGCAAGACCUUCAGCAUCUGGAAACUGAACGACCUCCAUAACCUGGACGUGUUUGUGUCUCUGCUCCUGUUCGGAGAAGUCCACAAACUGCACUGGAAGACGGAGCCGGGCUCCGUCAUUGGACUUCUCAACCCUAACUCCAUGAAGCAGAAAGAAGGAUAUGACGGGGUGAGCCUGACGGUGGAUCACCCACAGAAGCUGCUGCUGAUGGGGGAAGCCCAGGACUACGGCACCUGCAAGGCCAUGAAGAAGAACGGAGACCCCUGCUCUCAGAUCAUCAACAUGUAUGACUGUCAGUACUGUCAGUACCACGUCAGGGCCCAGUACAAGCAGAUGAGCUCUAAGCGGGCGGAGCUGCAAUCUGUCUUUUCUGGGAAAGCUCCCAACAAGCUGAAGGGGAAGGGAGGAAACCUGAGGGAGCGUCUGUGUCAGGAUGGCUUCUACUACGGCGGCGUGUCCUCCCCCGCCUGCGCCGCCUCUCUGACCAAAGCCAACAAACCGGUCCAGAAGACUCUGGACAAGCUGUUUGUGAGAGGCUCGGCUCAGCUGGCUCUGCAGGCCAAGAGGCUGGCCAUGCAGUCCGGUGAAGUGUCAGGUUGUUCAAGUGAAUUUAAGAGCCUGAUGUCCACGCCAACACCCGGAGCUCUGCAGCUGAAGAAGCACUUGGCACACGGCGGCCAAUCAGUCUCCAAAGACGCAGCUGCAGCCCCGCUUCAGUCCAUCACCGCCGCAGACUUGCUGAAGCAGCAGAAACAGAAGCAGCGGGAGUUUCUGCAGAACCGUCGACGGAGGGCAGACCAGAUGCAGAAGAAGGGGCAGCAGAGCUCAGCUGGGCCCAGCACCGGGCCAACCUCCAAAGCCAUACAGAGCCCCGCAGCACCCCACAGCCCCAGCCUGGGCCGGGGCUUCUCUGAGGGGGAGGACAUCCUCUUCUUUGAGAACAGCCCGCCUCCGGUGCCCGCCCCCAGCACUCUCAGCCUAUCAGCCGCCAAGCUGGCUGCUCUGAAGAAGCUGAGAGCCAAAGGGACAGGGCUUGAUAAGGAGGAUCCCAACGCUGUGAAGAGGAAGAGGAGCAGCAGCAGUGAGAUCAGCGCCCGACUGGAGAAGAACCGGAGCUCAGCUGAAGGUGAUGAGGAGGAGGAACCGGCCCAGAAGAAGAAGCGAGAUAAGCUUCUCUACAUCCAGUCAGAGGAGUUUCAAAAGAUCCUCAACGCCAAAUCUCUCCACGGGGCUGCACUACAGGCGGCGGAGUACCAACUGCAGGAGAGCUACUUUGAUCCUCUGGUGAAGAAGGAACAGCUGGAGGAGAAGAUGAAGUCCAUCAGAGAGAUGAAGUGUCGCGCGGUCUCCUGUAAAAAGUGUGGCUACACCUACUUCAAGCCAGCGGAUCGUUGUGUGGAGGAGAAUCACGAUCUGCGGUGGCACGAUGCUACCAAACGUUUCUUCAAAUGUCCCUGUGGACAGAGAGCCAUCGCUCUGGACAGACUGCCCAACAAACACUGCAGUAACUGUGGUCUAUUUAAAUGGGAGCGUGAUGGGAUGCUGAAGGAGAAAAAGGGACCAAAGAUCGCUGGAGAGCUCCUCCAGCCUCGAGGAGAGGAGCACGGAAAGUUCCUCAACAGCAGCAAGUGACAGCACCAGGAUAUGUCUUUGUGAUUUAAGUGUUUUAGCAGCACAAAUCAUGUUUUUAACCUUUGAUUGUGGAGAUUUGAAUAUAUGUGAUUAUAUUGAAAAUGCUGUAAAUAAGUUGAUUAAAGCAAUACUUUGCAACAUU